This is a messenger RNA of Sphaerodactylus townsendi, 2688 nucleotides long. It is a transcript of the gene INA, whose product is annotated as internexin neuronal intermediate filament protein alpha. NCBI's taxonomy places the organism in Eukaryota, Metazoa, Chordata, Lepidosauria, Squamata, Sphaerodactylidae. Bases 49 to 441 code for a protein of 130 amino acids. Gene Ontology annotation, cellular component: intermediate filament; postsynaptic intermediate filament cytoskeleton; cytoplasm. The transcript has 2 exons. Gene Ontology annotation, molecular function: structural constituent of postsynaptic intermediate filament cytoskeleton. Gene Ontology annotation, biological process: intermediate filament organization. The record is from RefSeq and is a predicted model, not a curated record.
GACACAAUCAGCCAGCUAGAAAGUGAUCUGAGAGAAAUUAAGAGUGAAAUGGCUCGGCAUCUGAGGGAAUACCAAGACUUGCUCAAUGUUAAGAUGGCUUUGGAUAUAGAGAUAGCAGCAUACAGGAAGCUGCUGGAAGGUGAGGAGACUCGUUUUAGCACCUCAAGCGUCAGCAUCUCACCUCUAAAUCCCCUUUCAAAUCCAAGCUAUUCCUUUCAGCCCCGGCUCUACAGUUCAUCUGUGAUAAGCAGUUCCAAAAUAUCUCCCACUCUUUCUUUUAAGAAAGAGGAGAAAGAAGAGGCUACUAAAUUGGCCUCAAAAAUCUCAUCAAGUCAGGUAGGGGAAGCCUUUGCUGAAAUGAUUGAGGAGACCAUAACAUCCACUAAGAAAACAGAGCGAACCAAUCUGGAGGAGGGGAACAAUGCAAACCAAAACAUUUAACACUCUUAGCCUUGAGAACAAUUCGAUUCUAAGGGGGAACGAUAUAGCUUGAAAAUUUAAAUUGCUUAUACCUGAAUCAAGGUGCUUACCAGUUCACAAACACGUAGCAUUCUAAGGUUUCACAUCACUAGACUAGUUCUUGAGCAAAGAAAUGAAGGAAUCAAAGUUAAGCUGGAAAUACUGUAAUGAAACGAUCCAGUUACAGUAAUAUAGUAGCCAGGUUUCUAGAUUUAAAAAACACAAGGAAAUUCCAAAGAAGCAGCUAAGAGGGAAGAAUACCUCUGCAUAUUUGAAGACUAGUAUGUCUCAGAUAUGCCUGCAUAUUUUUUUACCUAACCCUAAAUCUGCUAACCAGGCGAACAACAAAUACUGACAUCACAGAUCCAUCCAAAAAAGGUAAAACUGUAUGUCCAUGCUGCAAGCUUAUUUCAGAUCAGGGAAGGGGAGAUUUACUCCUACAACUACUGUUCAGCUUCAUUACAAAAACAAAACAGGAUUUCUGCACUAUUAUUGGUGUUCUAAAUGAAAAAGGUUAGUUUUCUUAAGAAAAACAUUUAUUCCUUGACAACUACUAGUAAUAUCACAAGGAGAAUCCUUUUGAUUAGUUAAAUUGAAUGUGGCUUGAAGGGUCAAAUCUAUUCUUCCUUCCCCAAAUGGUCCCAGCCUGAAUCAUGGCUGCAUACACAUGCAAUUUGCCUUUUACAGACCCAUGGGAAUCUAUGUCCAUCAUCACAUCUGACUUUGUCUCCUAGACUCAGUUGAAAUAUGAACACAGCUGCUUAAGGGUAGGACAUGCGAUACCCCCAAAAUUAUACCUCAUCAAUGAGGUGCAGAUUAAUCCUGAACCUCUGAAAGUAGGAAACGCAUGGCUGCUUCACUCCAUUUCCAGUCCUUUGCUUUGCAGUGUGUUCUCUGCUCUUUUACAAAGAAGCACAACACAUCUAGGAAUGCUUGGUGGAAGCUACUGCCUUAAAAGGGGGUGAGCUUGUUUAGAAAGAUGAGUACUAGGCCUCACAAUAAGCAAGUACAUGCAACACUGAUGUAUAAUAAAGUGUAGUGUUCUGUGAUGACUAGCACAUUGUGAAGAGGCACUUGUGUAUCUAAUCUCGGAUUACAGUUGUUCGAAACAAGCUGAGCAUGGUGUAUUCUUCCUCUUUAAAAGUUUAUAGGGUGAAAUACGAGGGUGUAAGUAUCCUAAUCUAUUAUUAAGUGCACGUCCAGUCAACAUCUGUGAUAAUAGUGAGCCUCAGUUCAGUUUCACUUUGUGCCAUAGUAGUAAUUUUUUUAACGGUCAUUGCUUAGAAUCAAUAGUGCCAGGUACUAAAAAAAAUAAAGAAAAUACAUGUACUAUAACUAGUUUUUACAUUUUAGCCUUAGGCUUGUAUAAGGCUAAAUGAAAAAAAAAAUGACCAGCUCUUUUGUUCUUUAGAAGCACAGAGUUCUAAUGGUGUUUCAAAAGUUGGGAUACUUGCAGCUUCUUACAGCCACAAUGUAAAACUACAGAUAGCUUUGCUUUUGAUUCACCAUUAUAAAAGGAGUGUAGAUUUAUGCCAGCUGCUUAUUUCUCUAUUACGGAAAGAAACAGGGUAUCUAUGUGCUGUACUGAGACAAGUUGUGUUGGUAAACACACCUGUUUAGGAAUUUUUCCUUAACAUGUUUUCUUAAAUUUAUUCACUGCCACAUGGUCACCACACAAUGGUAGUGGCUCUGAUUUAUCUUUGAAUAGGUUAGGAGCACAUUUGGCUGGCCUUGCUGGCCAGAAACAAACAAAAACCACUUUGGUUUGGUAAAUAAGCAACAAUAGAGGUGCCAUAGACUAUAGAAUUCUGAUCCUUCCAACACUUUGGCAAACAGAAUUCACUUUUUUGUCAUCACUACACUACGAACACAGGGAGGGAAAGAUCCACACCCACAAUUUCUCCACAAAGAAAGCAAGAAUUCUGGUAAGGCUGAAUCUCAUUGUCCAUGUAUAUUAGCUGUCAGUAUACAUCUCCAGUCUAUCACUCAAAUAUGUGCCAAGUUUUAUAUAGCAUUUACUGUUGCAGAUUUUCUUUCAAUGCCUUAAGAUUUUCAACAUUUGUGUGUUGUGAUGUAUUUGCAUCGGUGCAUCCUGCAAUGAAAGAGCUGGAUAACACAAAGUCAUCUUGUUCUAUCAGUCUUACUGCAAUAGUUCCUUGAACCAAGAAGUGUUUGCUCAUAUUUUCUCCUCUGUAAGGCACAAAUAAAUAAAAGGUGACAUGAAUUCAA